Messenger RNA from Helicoverpa zea (corn earworm), 2087 nucleotides. It is a transcript of the gene SpdS, whose product is annotated as spermidine synthase. The transcript is spliced from 4 exons. The record is from RefSeq and is a predicted model, not a curated record. Gene Ontology annotation, cellular component: cytosol. Gene Ontology annotation, molecular function: spermidine synthase activity. The coding region runs from base 265 to 1128 and encodes 287 amino acids. NCBI's taxonomy places the organism in Eukaryota, Metazoa, Arthropoda, Insecta, Lepidoptera, Noctuidae. Gene Ontology annotation, biological process: spermidine biosynthetic process.
CUUGUCACUUUGACGUUUAGCUCAAUCCAGCAGAGCACAGUGAAUACGUUGUUUCCAUUUUAAAAGUAAUAAGAAAUCGAAGAAUUAACAAAUCUUAUCAGUAAAGUGAUAAAAAAUAUUAAACAACUCAUUUGGAGCUGUUAGCGAUACGACCGUAGCUUGUUUUAUUCAGUCUCUCUCAUACUUGUGACGACUCGUGACUUGUUGGUCCAGUUCGAGAAAUUAGGGAUAAUUUAUUACCUUUAUUAAAAACAGAAACAAACCAUGGACAAACUGAAGAACAACUGGUUCACAGAAACAUGUGAGAUGUGGCCUGGUGGCACCUUCUCCAUUGAAGUCAAGGAGGUUUUACACUCAGAAAAGUCUCAAUACCAAGACAUACAUGUAUUUGACACUACUAGCUUUGGCAAAGUUUUGGUCCUUGAUGGUAUCAUUCAGUGCACUGAGAAGGAUGAAUUUUCAUAUCAGGAAAUGAUCUCUUUCCUGCCCCUAUGUUGUCACAAAAACCCUGAAAAAGUGCUGAUUGUUGGCGGCGGUGAUGGUGGAGUGGCUCGUGAAGUAGCCAAACAUCCCAAAGUUAAAGAAAUUGUACAGGUAGAAAUCGACGAGAAAGUCAUCGAAGUAUCAAAAAAGUAUCUCCCAUUCAUGGCUGUUGGUUUCGAAAGCCCCAAGCUGACACUCCACGUUGGUGAUGGCUUUGAGUUCAUGAAGAACCACAGCCAGGAGUUUGACGUCAUCAUCACCGACAGUAGCGACCCUGUCGGACCAGCCAUCAGCCUGUUCCAAGAAAACUACUUCGCGCUUAUGAAGAGCGCGCUCAAACCCCACGGUAUUGUAUGCUCUCAAGCCGGCACCGUAUGGAAUGAUCUAGAACUAGUCUCGAAUACAUUGAACAUUUGUAGGAAUCAGUUCCCUAGCGCCGCGUACGCGUACGCCUCAGUUCCUACGUACCCAUCCGGACAGAUAGGAUUCGUCAUCGGAUCGUUAGACAAAGAUGUCGCCUUCGAUAAGCCCCAACUCGUCUUUUCUGAAGAAGACGUUAAAGCUAUGAAGUUAAGAUACUACAGUACUGAUGUCCAUAAAGCCGCAUUUGUACUCCCUACAUUCGUAAAACAACAUUUAGGUUGAUAUAUUUUUUUAUGAAUAAUUGUACUUAAAUGUGCAUUUAUGUUAGUUUGUAAGCAACUUAUCGAUAAGUGGGCAGGGGGCAUAUCGAAUCAACAAAUCGUCCGUUAGUUAAAUUUUAAAUUGGUAGCUGGUAUUUAACUCCUGACUUAUUGUUGGUUAGUUGAUGGUUGUUAAAUCUAUUUUAUAAAAUAUGCAAAACGUAGCAUUAUUUAUCUCCACUAAAUUAUAAUAUCUAUAAUUAGAAAUAAAUUCCACUUAUAAAGAUUUCGUUAUUGUAUGUCUCACGAUAUGUACCUAAUUUUAUAUUGUAAUUUGACUGUAAUUUAAAACCACCUGAACAUAGAAUAGCUAUUGUCUCAUUUGUCAAGUCUGCAAUUUUUUAAACUCGAAUUACCUUUUACGUCGAUAUUAAAAUGGCUAUUAAGCAUAAUGUACUAAUAACACAAAUAUCUGACUCAGCGGCCUUAUGAAUAUGAUAUUUUUACUACUGUUAUUACACUGAAAAUUAUAUUAGUAUUUAAGUGUUAUUUGCCUAUAAAUAUAGAUUAUUUACAUACACAUAAUACUCGGCUCGAACUGAAACUAUCAUUCCGUUACAUUCCUUAUGAAUAAAGAAGUAUUUAUUUAUAACAUUUUCUAGUCCUAGUAUUAUAUGAGGUAACUUAUACUUGUAUACGUUGGCUAGACUUGGACCAUGUUAGUGUUAUGACCAAUGACUAGUGAAUGAAAAAUCCGAUGUUGACGGGAUGUGUGCAUGAUAUUUGUCAAUGAAUAAUUUCAAUAAACUACAUUUCACUGAAUGUACUCAUUUAUCAUAGCAUUCCAUACAAACUUGCUCAUAUAGCAAUGUGAUACUGAUAAUUAAAUAAAGAAAUCGUCAUAAAUAUUUUUGUACAAUGUUUUUGUAUAUUUUUUAUAAAUGUUAAAUCAGGGACAAUAAAAUGUAUUUUUUAUAAAAA